CGAUUUGGUACCCGAUUUGAUAAACCGAUUUGGUACUCGAUUCGGGUCGGUUACAUAUAAUUUGGGAAGAGCUCCCCUCCCAAAUCCCUAAACACUUUUUUGUAUUUCUUUUUCUUUUCAGUUUUCACUUUUCACCCAAAUCGAUCUCUCAAUUUUCUCGUUUCUCCGCCACAAAUCGCACCGGCCACCACAGGACCGCCGUGCAUCGCGGGUUGCUUCUGAGUCCCCCCACCGGCGGCAAGUAGCAACUGAGAUUUCAGAUUAUAAACUUGCAAUUGAAGGUAAACUCAUAAGAUAUUGAAAAUGGAUGCUCAAGCGAAGAAGAAAGCACUGUUUCGGGCAAAAUUGAACGCACAGAAGCAGCAAAAGCAGCGGAUUGAUUCUCCUCUUGUGAGGUACAAUGAACAUGAUCAACCUGUAUGUAGAAUUUGUGAUGUCGUCAUCAAAUCUGAUUCACUCUGGCCUGCACACCAAGCUUCUCGAAAACAUCAUGAGGCUAUUGAAAAGCUCAAAUCCAAUGCUGCUGCACUCAAUCAACCGAACAGUGCCAAGCCUGAGUCUGCUAAAAAAGAGUUGCCGAAUCCUAAACCCGAGUCUUCGAGAGAGACGAAUGGCAAAUUGGAACCUUCUGCAUUACCUACACACCAGUCAUCUACUCUGCCACCGGAUUUUUUUGAUAAUCACGAGUCAAAGAAGCAGAAAAUAGGGACUGACACUGACAGAUCAUCUACUGGUACAUCUUCCCAAAUGAGAAAUCCCGAAGCUCAGGCUUCAAAAGCAGCUACUGUCAAAGGAGCGCUUCCUCAAGGUUUUUUCGAUGACAAAGAUGCUGAUUUACGUGCACAUGGAAUUACACCCGUGAAGCCAGAUGUCAAAGAUGAAUACAAGGAAUUUGAAAAGUUAAUCCAAGAGGAUUUAAAGGAAGUAGAUAAUCGUUUGGAGGAAGAAGAGUUCGAUGCAGCUGAGAUGAUUGAAGAGGAGGAAACAGUUGAGCAAAAGAGUUAUGUAGAGAGAGUGGAAAUGUUAAGAAGGAAGAAGCUGGAGCUUAGGGCUUCUAGAACAUCUGCUACUGGUUCUAAAGAUUCGAGAGUCCUCAUACAGAAGGAAUCUAUCGACAAGGAUUCUUCGAGCGACGACGAAGUUGAGGAUUUCAAAGUUGAUUGGAGAGCGAAGCAUCUUUGAACAAUUCCUCCGUAUUUGCUGAUUGGACGCUUUUGAUGAAGCAAGCUUCGUUGUUGAAAUUAGAGCAUCGUUCAUCGACCGAAGUAAAUUGUGCUUUAUAAGCCCCCGGGAAAGAGGAUCAAAAUUGAGCAUUAGAGGCUACAAGUUUGCUAGUAGUAGCUCUUACACCUAUUUGGUAAGAGGAAUAUUAUAAUUCGAGCUUUCAUUUUGAUAAUCCAAUAUUUCGAGUUUUCAUUUUGGAACUCUACGGUGGUUGCGAGAUAAUGAUGAUCUUGCCCUAAAAAUGAUUAUUUUUGACUAAGCUGUCCGACGGACUCUUAGCAAAAUUUCGAAAAUGAUUGUCUUAAUUUUAAAGGGUAUUAGUGUCCAGUAGUGCUUAACAAAUUGUCCCAAAACUAAAGGAGAUAAAUAUACAUAUUAUAACUUUUUUUGGGGA
Erythranthe guttata (spotted monkey flower) is the source of this 1618-nucleotide messenger RNA. RefSeq names its product zinc ion binding protein. Gene Ontology annotation, molecular function: nucleic acid binding; zinc ion binding. The record is from RefSeq and is a predicted model, not a curated record. Gene Ontology annotation, cellular component: nucleus; spliceosomal complex. NCBI's taxonomy places the organism in Eukaryota, Viridiplantae, Streptophyta, Magnoliopsida, Lamiales, Phrymaceae. Gene Ontology annotation, biological process: mitotic DNA replication checkpoint signaling; nuclear DNA replication; mitotic DNA damage checkpoint signaling.